Molecule: messenger RNA, 1644 nt
Organism: Cyprinodon variegatus (sheepshead minnow)
Lineage: Eukaryota; Metazoa; Chordata; Actinopteri; Cyprinodontiformes; Cyprinodontidae
Product: intermediate filament protein ON3-like
Exons: 10
Coding region: 69-1409 (446 amino acids)
Biological process (GO): keratinization; intermediate filament organization
Cellular component (GO): keratin filament
Molecular function (GO): structural constituent of skin epidermis
Source: RefSeq, a predicted model, not a curated record
CCGUUCUCACCUGUCUCUCUGAGCUUUCCCCUCAUCAUCAUCAUCUCACCUCUUCUCCUGUUGACACCAUGAGUCUGAGCCGCACCAAGAGAAUCAGCUCCAGUAACUCUGUGCGGAGCAGCGGCGGCUCCAGAAGGUUGAGCGGCUUCGGUUCAGGUCAGGGGGGCUUCAGUGGCGUCUCUCUGAGCAGCAGCUCCCUGUACGCCGGUGCCAACGGGCACCUGGGCCCCGCGCUGACAUCUCUGUCGGUUAACAAGAGUCUGCUGGCCCCCCUGAACCUGGAGAUCGACCCCAACCUGUCCAUGAGCAGAGCCCACGAGAAGGAGCAGAUCAAGAGCCUCAACAACCGCUUCGCCAGCUUCAUCGACAAGGUUCGUUUUCUGGAGCAGCAGAACAAAAUGCUUGAGACUAAACUGGACUUGCUGCAGGCCCAGGGAGUUAGCCGCUCUAACGUGGAGCCCCUGUUCGAGUCUUACAUGGCGGGUCUGAGGCGUCAGAUGGACCUGGUCAACAACGACAAAACCAAACUGGACGGGGAGCUGAGGAACAUGCAGGGUCUGGUGGAAGACUUCAAACACAAAUAUGAGGAGGAGAUAAACAAGAGGAACAACAUGGAGAAUGACUUUGUUAUCCUGAAGAAGGACGUAGAUUCAGCCUACCUGGUCAAAGCAGAUCUGGAGGACAAAGUCGGAGCUCUGACUGAUGAAAUCCACUUCCUUCGCAACAUCUACGAGGAGGAGCUGCGUGAGCUGCAGGCCAGCAUCAAAGACACCUCAGUGGUUGUGCAGAUGGACAACAGCCGCAGCCUGAAUAUGGAGCAGAUAGUCGCCGAGGUCAAAGCCCAGUAUGAGGAGAUUGCAGCCCGCAGCAGAGAAGAGGCAGAGGCCUGGUACAAGAACAAGUUCGAUCAUUUGUCCGUGCAAGCCAGCCAGUUUGGAGACGAGCUUCGCAUGGUGAAGGGAGAAGUCGCUGAGGUCAACCGACUGAUCAGCCGUUUGCAGAGUGAGAUAGAAGCUGUGAAAGGGCAGCGAGCCAGUCUGGAAAACCAGUUGGCUGAAGCAGAGGAGCGUGGAGAGCUGGCUGUGAAAGAAGCUAAAGCUCGGACCAGAGACCUGGAGGAUGCUCUGCAGAGAGCCAAACAGGACAUGGCCAGACAGCUGAGAGAGUACCAGGACCUGAUGAAUCUGAAAUUGGCUCUGGACAUUGAGAUCGCCACAUACAGGAAGCUGCUCGAGGGAGAGGAGGACAGACUUGGCCAACAGUCCAUCCUUAACAUCCAGAGCAUUUCCAGCCCCCCUCCAAAGUACAGCAAUGGCUACCAGGGAAGCAGCAGCAGCAGUUCUCCGGCUCCAAAACUGCUAAUCAAGACCAUUGAGACCAGAGAUAACUCCAGAUACAGUUCUCACUGAGAUCAGAUUCAAGAUUACAUUCUGCUUCUGAAACUCUUAUCUCUGGAGGGUUUGGGAAGCCUGCAGGCCUAUAAAUCAGUAACUUUUCUAUAAGAUAACUGAUCUUUAGAUCAUGCAAACUUUAAAAUGUGUGUAGAACUAGUGCUAGUGUCCUACUUCAUGGUUUGUAUUAGUAGGCUAAUGUUUCUUCUUUAACAAAAAGAUUGUUUUAACUGAUUUUACCUGUAAUAAUAAA